This is a messenger RNA of Amyelois transitella, 3794 nucleotides long. It is a transcript of the gene Nrk, whose product is annotated as tyrosine-protein kinase transmembrane receptor Ror2. The record is from RefSeq and is a predicted model, not a curated record. Gene Ontology annotation, cellular component: signaling receptor complex. The transcript has a single exon. Gene Ontology annotation, molecular function: protein binding; ATP binding; transmembrane receptor protein tyrosine kinase activity. The coding region runs from base 214 to 2133 and encodes 639 amino acids. Lineage: Eukaryota; Metazoa; Arthropoda; Insecta; Lepidoptera; Pyralidae. Gene Ontology annotation, biological process: positive regulation of kinase activity; cell surface receptor protein tyrosine kinase signaling pathway; multicellular organism development.
ACCAAAACGAACGAGACGUUUUGACAGCCAGCUUUGCACAAUGGCUAGCUACUCUGCUUGCACUUUAAUUUUCUACAAAGUAAAAUCAAUAAUAAAUAAUGCGUCCGCCAUUGUAUAGAUUUUCGGUACUGUGUAUUUAUAUCAUAUUAUUCACAGAAUAAAAUGCAACGAUUUAACCAAAUAUACAUCGAAUUAUGGUAGUAAUCCUUUAAAAUGUACAGCAAAAGCAUAUUAUUUUUUGUGUUUCUACUUGUAAAAUCAGUGUAUCUUUACUGUGCUACAUACAAUGGACAAAUAUGUAGAAGUUAUACCAUCGGUUUAGUGUGGUACAAUAGCACCGGUGGACUAGAAAAUGAAAAAAUUACGGCAGGAUUAUGGAAAGAAAUGAUUUCUACUCUAAAAGAACCUUGCAGGAGUAGAGCAGAAAAGUUACUAUGUGCUUAUGCAUUCCCAAAGUGCGUCCAUAGAGAUGGCACUGGUAAUAUACCUUUGCCACUAUGCUUUGAAGAUUGUAUGGCUGUUAAAAUGCAAUUCUGUUACAAUGAUUGGGUGGUAAUUGAAGAACAGAAACGACGUGGAGUGUUUUUUGAGUCACGCGGACAUUUUCGGUUUCCGGAAUGUGAAGAACUUCCCAAAUUUUCUGGAAAAGGGUCUCACGCUACAUGUAAUAAUGCAGGCAUAACUGAUAUGGACUACAGCCAAAGAACAACAGAUUGUUACAGAGGUAAUGGUCGCUUUUACCAAGGGACCAAGAAUGUAACAGAAACCGGACUCAGUUGUCAGCCAUGGGAGUCACAGUUUCCUCAUCAACACACAAGACCUCCACUUGUAUUUCCAGAAAUACAAAACUCCACAAAUUAUUGUAGAAAUGCGGGAGGUGAAGAAAAAAAACCUUGGUGCUAUACCAUGGAUGCUAAUGUCAGAUGGGAGCACUGUGACAUACCUUUAUGUGCCAACUCCAGUGAAGAAUUUGAUGAUAUAAAUGGACCAAAUAUAGUUAUGGAAAAUUAUUUUACUCCUACAUUUGUUUUGAUUUUGUCGCUAGGAGGGCUUGGAUGUAUUUUAUGUAUAGCAUCAGUUGCAUUACUGUGUCAUUACUUUCUUAAAAAUCAUUAUUCAAAAUGCAACAUGUCAAAUCGAAGAAAUUUACAGAACACAGACAUUGAUUUAGAUAAAUUACCAAGCAAUAUGGCUUACCAUACAACAGGAGCACAACUAAAUCCCAAAUUAGAGAAAUUAGAAUUUCCCAGGAAUAAUAUAAUUUACAUCAGAGACUUAGGCCAGGGAGCUUUUGGAAGAGUUUUUCAGGCGAAAGCACCUGGGUUAGUACCUGAAGAAGAAUUUACACUAGUUGCUGUUAAAAUGCUAAAAGAUGAAGCUUCUCAUGACUUACAGUUAGAUUUUGAAAGAGAAGCUUGUUUGCUUGCUGAUUUUGACCAUCCUAAUAUUGUGAAACUGUUAGGUGUAUGUGCUAUUGGAAGACCUAUGUGCUUACUAUUUGAAUUUAUGGGCAAAGGAGAUUUAAAUGAAUAUCUGAGAGCUUGCAGUACAGCUACAAAUUUUCCACCUGCAGUUGAAAAUAGGGAAGAUCUAAGACUGCUAGCUUCUCCAUUAAGUCACUUAGAUUUGUUGCACAUUGCAAGGCAGAUAGCCUCUGGAAUGGUUUACCUUUCUGACAGGAAAUUUGUUCAUAGGGAUUUGGCUACAAGGAACUGCCUAAUAAAUGAUGACAUGGUUGUAAAAAUUGCUGAUUUUGGGUUAUCUCAUAAAAUUUAUUUGCAAGAUUAUUAUAAAGGUGAUGAGCAUGAUGCCAUCCCAGUGAGAUGGAUGCCUUUAGAAAGUAUUCUGUACAAUAAAUAUACUUUAGAAUCCGAUGUGUGGGCAUAUGGUGUAUGUCUUUGGGAAAUAUUUUCAUUUGCCCUGCAGCCAUAUUUUGGUAUGACUCAUGAAGAAGUUGUUAGAUUUUUAAAAGAUGGGAAUGUUCUUGCUUGCCCUGAUAAUACGCCCAGAUGUGUUUAUGAUUUGAUGAAACAAUGUUGGAACCAUCACCCUAGUGAUCGCCCAAAUUUUAGAUUUAUUUAUCAAACAUUGGAUAAUAUACAAAUAAUUCUGGAAAGAACUCAUACUGAAUAAUUUUGUGUACAAUAGUUUAUAGGUGAACUAAAAAUAUCUGAAGUUUUCAAUGAUAAUGCUCUGGCCAAAUGAGUAUUUGGGAUACUUUCUACCUGAUUUCUAAUGACAUUUUAUAAUAACAUGCAGCUGUUUAAAUUAUCUAAAACAGUAAUUUUUUAUUAAAAAUUUUUUUGUUAUGAACAGAAAAAAAAUGGCACCUAAAAUCUGACAAAACAAUCCCCCAUAAAGCCAGACUAAAAUUUAAUUUAAUAGCACCCCUAUGUCAACUACUAUGAAUAUCUUGCCCUUAUAUUUGUUAUUAUGAAGCAUAUUAAUGUAUUGUUAAAAAAUUCGGCAAGAAGUAUUUAGUCUUAAUUUUAUAUGAUUAGUUUGUGACAAAAUAAAAGUUGUCCAUGUUUUUAUCUAGGUGUGAGCAAGUAGAUUAUUAUUUAUUGUAUACAUUCAAGUGUAAUCAUUGUCAAUUUUAUUGUAAGUAAAAUGAUGUGACUUUCUUUGAGUUUUAGGGUUUUCAUCCUGAUGGAUAUUAUUAGUCAUAGAAAUAAGGUGUUAUCUACCUUAUCUGAUCCAUUGGUUGAAUAUGAUUGUUUAAGAAUGUAAGUGUACUUAUGCUUAGAUUUAUUAAUUAUACAAAAUAACUCCUACCUACCAUCAUGUUUAUUUUUUUUUAUUAAAAAAAUAUAAUAAGAAUUAUCAUUCUAGAUUUACAUGUCAUAGCAACAAAAUUUUUGUUUAUCAACAACUGUAAGUUUGAAUUAACACAAGAAUUUGGUUUUAUGCAUAAGCUAUUCCUUGCAAGCUAUUGAUGACUUUACUUACAAACGUCUUUAGUAGACCCCAGCUUGCUUUGAACUUAAAGCUGCUACAAGAUUACAACUUUAAUAAGUUUAAAUGUACCUAAUUUGAAUUACUGGAAAUCAUUUUAUAAUAUUUGUUUUCUGUCCAUGUUUAAUGUGAUUUAGACAAGUUAUACUGUUUAUUACGCUCAUGUGUUAUAAGACUGAUUUUCGUUACUGUAUAAGUUCACUUAUGGUAAAAUGUUUUAAGCACACUUUUUUAGAAGUAUUUUAUCUAUUAAUGUAUGUAAAUGGGAGUACACGCGAACAUGCCGUUUUUUUUUCCUGACGUUUUGACUAUUAUAUCAUUAAACGCGAAAGUUGAAAAGUAUUUAGCCUUUUUUAUUAUGCCAUAAAAAGACGUAUGUAGUCUUACUUAUGAUUCCUUACUGGGUAGGUACCACAAAGCAAGGAAGUCACACACCCACCCGGUCUGAGCUGACCUUGCCAAAUACCAUUUGUCCAAGUUAUACAAGACCUAUGUUUGUCGUGAAAAAAUGCUGCUGAACAAGUUUGAUAUUUAGGUAUUUAUGUUAAAUACAGCAAAGUUUGCUUUUAAAACCUAAGGGUCGGCCGCAAGCCUGGUCUGUUGUCUGGCGGAAACUGAGUGUUUUACAGUAGAAUAAGAUAUUGCCAAAACUGUUUGUACAAAAAUAAAUUAUACUAUUUUUUGUAUUAACGGCAAAUUAUUAACAAAAAUCAAUUGGGAUUGCAAUUUUGAUAUUGUCUUAGUGUCUAUACUGACAUCAUGUACUGUAUAAUUAAUUUAUUUAAACGCAUUGUUUUACCAUUAAAAAUAUGUUGAUUUAAUUAAACAUUUUAUAUUAA